Homarus americanus (American lobster) is the source of this 1008-nucleotide messenger RNA. RefSeq names its product basic salivary proline-rich protein 2-like. The transcript has 4 exons. The coding region runs from base 1 to 1008 and encodes 335 amino acids. The record is from RefSeq and is a predicted model, not a curated record. NCBI's taxonomy places the organism in Eukaryota, Metazoa, Arthropoda, Malacostraca, Decapoda, Nephropidae.
AUGUCUCGGCUUAAAUCUCGAACCAAGUUUAACCACAUCAGCCAGCCGCCUCAACAACAGUUACAUGAGCAGAAUGAAUUAAGGGGCCUUCCUUGCGUCAGCUGUGUGCUUAGAAGCGGUAGCGCACCCAGGAACUCUCCCAGGGGCGACGACACCUCAAGGGACCCUUCUAAAGGUGGCGGAGCCUCCAGCACCCUUCCAGGGGCAGCAGCGCCUCAAGGGGGAACUCUCAGCAAUGGCGGCACCCCCAGGGGCCAUCCGAGCGAUGGUGGCGCUCCCAAGGGCACUCCUAGUGGUGUGGCAUUCCCCAGGGGCCUUCCCUGGAAUGGUGGCUCCAUGAGUGCCCACUCAGGGGCGCAGUCGCCCCCAGGGAUACUCCCAGAAGAGGUUGCGCCCUCAGGGAAAAUCCCAGGGUCUGCAGCGCCCACAAGGAGCCUCGCAGGAGCCAACUCAGGGGCGGCGACGCCUCCAGGGACACCCCAGGGGCCACUCAAGGGAGGCGACGACCCCAGGGACCCUAUUAGAAGCGGUGGCACCUCCACAGACCCUCCUAGGAAUUGCCGUGCUCCCAGGGUCCCUCCCAGGGGAGACGACGUCCUCAGGGAACCUCCAAGGGAUGGUGCUACCCCCAAAGACCUACCCAAGAGCCGCCGCGUCCACAAAGACCCUCCCAGAGGCAGCGGCUCCCCAAGGGACCCUCCCAAAAGCGCGCCCAGAGGCCAUUGCAAGGGCGGCAGCGGCGCCUGGAACUCUCCCAGGGGCGCUGACGCUUCCAGGGGUGGCAGUACUCCAGCACCCUCCCAGGGGCGGCGGUGCCCCCAAGGACCCCUCCCAGGGGCUGCCCUGCCCACAAAGACCCUCCCACAGGCGGCUGAUCCUCUAGGGACCCUCCCAGAAGCAGCGGCGACCCGAGGGACCCUCCCAGAUGCGGCGGCAACCACAGGGACUUUCCUAGAGGCCCUACCAAAGGUCUUCUGGGACCCUGUGUCAUGCUUAUCCAUUGUGUAA